AUGUCGGUCAAGGGUGGGGACCGGUUAACUCCUUUUAUGACCUACGUGCGGAAUUUAUUGUUAGGGAGGAAAUACAACAAUACACUAAGGUAUGCUGAUACAAUGUCCAAGAGAACGCAACCUUCUGCUUUUCUCCCCAACGGCAUAAAUGAUAAACUAUCUUCUAAUGAUUAUUAUACUCGAGAUGGUAGACGGGAAGUCCGUAAACCUUUUGAUGUUUAUGUAUCCGGAACUAAAAGGUUGACAGAUGCAGGCAGGUCUGAAUCCUCAAGUCUCCCAUCAAAGUCAACUGAGAUAAUUCCUGGAGAAAAGUUUAACUGGGAUAAGCGAGUGGAAUUAUAA
Messenger RNA from Trichobilharzia regenti, 342 nucleotides. The record is from the annotation of a GenBank genome assembly. Lineage: Eukaryota; Metazoa; Platyhelminthes; Trematoda; Strigeidida; Schistosomatidae.